CGAGAGUUGAAACGUGAGUGGACGCAGAGAGAGUGAAGGAUGCUAGGUCCUCAAACAGGUGAAUCAGAUCUGAGCGCACCUGGGUUCAGAUACAAUGGCUCGAUAAACGUGUAGAUGUAAAGAGGAUAUGCGGGACAUUUUAUGUUGCGAAGGUCAUGGGUAUUCUACGACUCUUGGAAAGAGUCCUAAUUGUCCAAACAUGUCCUAUGAAUCGCUUAGCUGUACGGUCGCUCUCUGCCGAUGUCUGUCAAGUUUAGUAGUCGACGUACCAGGAUUUAGCGGGAAGAAUCCCCUCAAUGAAGACUGGAUCCAGUAUAACUGUUUACAAGUACAAACUAGAAAUGGAAUGAACGCCGAGAGAGAUACAAGAGGGAUUGAAAAUAUGCAGACCCAACUCCAAAGCACACGAAAAGAGAACCUCUAUCAAGCGGGAAUGUGAUGAUACUCCGUGACAAAAAAAUCUGUACUGGAAAUCCAUGUCGAAAAUGAUAGACCUAGUGGCCUCAAGUCAUCGCAGCGCGCCACAUCAGAGUCCCCCUGUAAGUU
Molecule: messenger RNA, 546 nt
Organism: Alternaria alternata
Lineage: Eukaryota; Fungi; Ascomycota; Dothideomycetes; Pleosporales; Pleosporaceae
Exons: 1
Coding region: 128-439 (103 amino acids)
Source: RefSeq, a predicted model, not a curated record